This is a messenger RNA of Guillardia theta CCMP2712, 585 nucleotides long. RefSeq lists its product as hypothetical. The record is from RefSeq and is a predicted model, not a curated record. The transcript has 4 exons. NCBI's taxonomy places the organism in Eukaryota, Cryptophyceae, Pyrenomonadales, Geminigeraceae. The coding region runs from base 1 to 585 and encodes 194 amino acids.
AUGACUGAUCAAAAUGGAUCAGGGGACGGAAAGAGGAUCCUGACGCCAAGAAGCGAGCUCCUCUCAAGGUUCGAUGCUGCAGUGGUGGAACAAGGAGAGGCCAUGGCCAAGGAAUGGACCAACCGCGAUGAAGACAACAUGGCGCGGAAGAUGUAUAAUGAUCGAGAGGCGCUGCUGACCUGCGAGCGUCUGCUGUCGAUGCUCAAAGCGAAGGAGAUGCAACAAUGUGACGCUAUGUCCGCCGCUCGGAACCACCUGCAUGGCUGCGAUCUGCUCGCUUUCCUCUCCAACGUGUUGGGGAGCCAUGGCAUUCCAGGCGCUGUAGAAGAUCGCCGAUGGACGGAGGCGAGAGUGGCAGCGGCGAAGCUGAUGCUGCAUCUCUGCGAUGGCAGCAGCAAGAACAGCGUCUGGAUCCUCUCCAGCGAGGAGCUGAGGGGGAGGAUAAGAGAGACGUUGAGGGAGGAGGCGAAGCUGAUAGAAAGCUUGUCCAUGGAUGAUGGGAACACUGAAGCUCUCAGGGCCAUCCGGGAGUGCCAACACCUCCUCGUCCUCCUCCUCCAGUGUCUCGAAGAGGAACGAGCAUGA